Messenger RNA from Suillus clintonianus, 713 nucleotides. RefSeq names its product MSF1-domain-containing protein. Gene Ontology annotation, molecular function: phosphatidic acid transfer activity. Gene Ontology annotation, biological process: phospholipid transport. Lineage: Eukaryota; Fungi; Basidiomycota; Agaricomycetes; Boletales; Suillaceae. Gene Ontology annotation, cellular component: mitochondrial intermembrane space. The coding region runs from base 147 to 713 and encodes 188 amino acids. The record is from RefSeq and is a predicted model, not a curated record. The transcript is spliced from 2 exons.
GCCGCGGUGUGCCGGAACCAAUCACAAAUUUAUCGUACUAGUGAAGCCAGUACAGGUACACUGCCGGUACAUCGUCCUGUUCCUUCCGCACGACCACCUCUCUCCCUUCCGCGCCGUCAUGCACAUCUUCUCCCAGUCUUUCAAGUAUGAGUGAGUAUCUUCUGCCUCGUCGUCGUCCCCAGUGUGCUAACUACGCAAAUUUCAGUCACUCAUGGUCUCACGUCGUCAUCGGAAUGUGGCACAAAUACCCCAACCCACAUUGUACUCACGUCGUUACCGUCGAUGUCCUCGAUCGUACGAUUGAUCCGUCAACUGGAAUAAUACGGACGGAGCGUGUUCUCGGGUGCAAGCAGAAGACGCCUUCAUGGAUAGUCAAGCUCUUUGGCGGCUCAGAAGAUGCUUUUGUUCGUGAAAUAUCCUUCAUAGACCCUGCAACGCAAACGGCAACCAUAACAUCUGUCAACCUCUCGCUGUCUCAAUUCGCUACUUGCUACGAGCGAAUACAGUACAGACCAAUGUCCUCUACCCAGACAUCCUUUACCCAAACAGCAGAGAUACAAGCACGGAUGGCUAUGUGGAGGAGUAUGACAGACAAGUUUGAGGAUUGGUUGGUUCAGCGUUUCGAGCAGAAUGCCAUUUCAGGUAAAGCUGGAUUCUCGGACGUGCUCAGGACAAUGUGGGAGGCCAAGGAACAGCAGACUGCACCAUCAUAG